Cyphellophora attinorum is the source of this 1437-nucleotide messenger RNA. RefSeq names its product Pisatin demethylase. Gene Ontology annotation, molecular function: iron ion binding; heme binding; oxidoreductase activity, acting on paired donors, with incorporation or reduction of molecular oxygen. NCBI's taxonomy places the organism in Eukaryota, Fungi, Ascomycota, Eurotiomycetes, Chaetothyriales, Cyphellophoraceae. The transcript is spliced from 5 exons. The record is from RefSeq and is a predicted model, not a curated record. Bases 1 to 1437 code for a protein of 478 amino acids.
AUGGCUCUACCUGGAGACUCCCUGAUCUGGGCGUUGGUGUCGACAUCAGUAGCGAUUAUAGCCCUGCUUCUGAGACUUGUCCAACGCUACCUAGCGCUCAGGCACAUCCCAGGACCACGACUCGCAGCCUGGUCAGAUCUCUGGCUGUUCAAGCAACGAUGCCAGUAUGGCCCUCUCGUUCGCUACGGACCCAAGCGAGUGCUCUUCAGCGACCCCACUUACAUCACUACGGUGUAUGGUACGACCAAGGUGUACGAUAAGGCUCCAUACUACAACGUACCUGUGGUCAAGAUCAAUGGCAAGCUGACGAGAUCUUUUGCCACCAUACGAGACGAGAAGCUCAUGACAGCCAUCAAACGCCAGAUCGCUUUCGCCUUCAGUACUACGUCUAUGAGAGACUUCGAGUCCCAUGUCGACUUGACCGUUGAGAACUUCAUGAGCAAGCUGAGGAGGAAGGAAGGUGUCGUCGACCUGGUUCCGAUGUUCGCCUUUUACGCCUUUGAUUCAAUAUGCCGACUGGCGUUCUCUGACGCUCUCGGUAAGCAAUCAGAAGCUGAGGCCGUUAUGAAAGGUGCCAAGGAAAGGUUCAAGUACUGGUUCAGAUGGGGCGCGCUUCCGGAGACUGAGGAACUGCUCUUCAAGAAUCGCUUCAUCAAGGGAGUCGGGACACCUAACGCCCUUGGUCAGCUGGCACAAGGCAGAUUUGCAGACCGACUCGAAAAGGGCGGCGCUGGCGUACAUCACGAUCUGCUGGAUCGUCUGUUCCAGGCACAGAAAGCGGACCCUUCGACUUUCAAUCCAGCGUUAAUGAUCGGAAUCUCGAUCUCGAUGAUUCAUGCGGGGUCUGAGACCACAGGACACACACUUGCCAAUGUGUUUUGGGAACUUCUGAAGAACCCACAGCACUACCAAAGAUUGGUGAGCGAGGUGCGAGGAGCGAGCUGGUCGUCGCCGCCCACACUGGCCGAAGCCAGGAGAUUCCCGUUCAUCGAAGCUUGCGUCAAAGAGGCGGGUCGAAUGCACAAUCUCUUCGCUGAUCCGCUUGAGCGCGUUGUUCCUGCUUCUGGGCUGCAGAUUGGUGACACCUUUCUCCCAGGCGGCACUAUCAUUGCUGCCAAUACUCGUGCCUUGUCGUUCAAUACAUCAAUCUUUGGCGCCGAUGCGCAUCAGUUCAAUCCAGAACGAUUCCUCAAUGCUUCACCGACGCAGCUUGCGACUAUGGAGCGGACCAACUUCCACUUCUCACAGGGCAAGCGGAACUGCAUUGGGAUGAACAUUGCCUGGAUGGAGAUGCUGAAGCUGAUCCCAGCUAUCGUUAAGGAGUUCGAUAUCGAGCUUGCGAAUCCGUAUGCUGUUCGAGAGGAGGACACCUGGGUCAUGAAUUACACCAGAGAUUUGCACGUCAAAUUGUCACCUCUGGACGGCAAGACUGGUUGA